GGAUAUAAGCCAAAUGUUAUUUGCCCUUGCUGGGCGGGUAAAUUAGGUCAGCCACGAAGUCGAGGAAAGCGUGACUGGCUGCUGGCGGUUGGCAAAUAUCAGACCAGCCGACCCGAGUUUUGCCGAUCAUUUACAUGGAAUAGACCGAGUUUGUUUGUCAUGUCUCAACUCAACUUUUUAAAAUGUUGAAGUAUCCCUGUCGCCAGGAUGGAUCUGGCUGACGAGAUCUCGGACGAGUAUUUGACGUGUAGUAUUUGCCUGGAUCCGUACCAGGAGCCAAAGCAACUGCCAUGCCUUCACAGCUUCUGCAGGAAGUGUUUGGGAGACCACAUCGCCAACAACGUCCCACGUGGUCGAACACUGUCCUUCACGUGCCCCGUGUGUCGAAAGGUCACAAAACCCGCCAAUCCGGAUGGAAACAGAUUGAAAGAAUGGGCAGACGCUUUCCCAGACAAUUUCUUUAUUCUUGGAUUGAUGGAGACGUUAAAUACGCGCAGUUCGAGAUCGGCAGUCCACACCAUACAAAAGACCCUGACCACAGUGUCUGAGAAGUGUACUAAACACCCUGUAAACAAGUGUGACGCUUACUGUACUCUGAAACGUGUUGGUGUGUGCGGACAGUGUUGUUUGGCGGAACACAAGGAUUGUGGAAACCAUCACCUUAACACUAACGAUGCUGCAGACGUCGCAGCCUCGAAGUUGAAAGAUUUUAAAACAAAAAUGGAGACCUUCAAAGAUGACGUGGAGAGAGCAAGAGAAAAAUUUGAGCUCUCAAAACCACGGGAACUCCGGUUACAGAAAGAAGAACUUGCUUUAAAGAUAUCAGAACAUUUUUCAGACUUGAAGAGUAAGUUCGUAAAAUGUCUCAUUCAGAAGGAAAAGGAGGUAGCCGAACAACUGGCGGAUAUUAUAGAGAAGGAGAAGAAAGGAAUCCCUGACUCAGUGAACGAAUGUUCCUCGUUGAUAAAGUCGUUCCACGAUACGGUGGACCUCUUUGACAAGCUCAUGAGCAGCUCGUCCAUAAACGCACUCACAGCAUUGUACAACAUUGAAGAGCAGAUAUCCAACUACACCACCGCUGUGGAGACACUUCAGUCCUCCAGCGAGAAGAGUCCCAUUGAGUUUGUGCCUCUCGUUAAUGAGGUAGAGGAGGUAAUGGCUGGAGUCAAGAUAGGAGAGAUCAAAUUGCGGGUCGAGAAUGUUGAUGUGAAAAUAGCUGAGGAGGAGGAAGAGGAGGAGGAGGAGGUGGUUGAGACACCUCAAGAGGCAAAGUUAGAGAGGCUUCAAGCUUCAGCUCCAGUAGAACCUUCCGCUCCACCACCACCAAAACCACAACAAAAACCACAACAACCUGAAGAGCGGCCAUAUUGUCUCCAGGGAUUCUCUUCAGCGUCCCUCAGACCACGCCCAGGGGAAUCCUAUUCGUUCGGCAGACAACAUCCUCGACGACAAUAUCAACCCCAAAGGUCAUCAAAUUACAUCAGUCCUUCCAGUCAACCCGUCAGUUCGACUGCUCUAUCGAGGGACAUUCAGUCUCGAACAACCGAUGAUUUCGACAUGACUAUGUGGCGAUCACUGUCUUUCUUCGGAAACAUGACGUAUGUUGAAAGGCGAGGUGGACUCGUGGGUAUUACGGCUAUGUCAAGGAACAUGUGUGCUGUGUCGGAUAGAUUCAAUAACAGCAUCAAAGUGAUCAAUAUCAAGGGGAAGAUUGUCAACACUCUCACCUUCGGAAACAUGGAUCCUUGGGAUAUAACUUAUGCACAUUCUAUCAGACAACUGGUUGUAACCUGUCCUAACCAAUCUUUUCUGGUUUUUGUAGCAGACGACGCCGACAACAACAGUUACUACAUCAGCCAAACCGUACAAACCAGGCCCUAUUCCUCAAUCUCAAGCUUGAGAAAUGAUACGUAUGUAGUAGGCAUGUGUCGACCUCACGGCAACCCGAGAGUAGACGUCAUUAACAGCCUCGGAGACGUCCUCUCCUAUGUCGACGUUCAGUGUCAGUACCCGCGGUCAGUGGAGGCGUUGAGUGAUGGGAAGCUGGUCAUCUGCGACUGGAAAAAUAAGGCUGUGGUGAUGGUUGGGACGAAUGGCGCCGUGCUACACUCCUACCAUGGAGUCCGAGGCGAGGAACUGAAGGAACCCAAUGCAAUUACUAAGGAUAACAAUGGGAAUGUGUACAUUCUGGAUCACAAGACCCGCAAAAUCCACGUCCUGCAUGGACAGACAGGUGAGUGCCGAACAGUGGUACCGCUGGAUGGCGUUCCUGAUCCAAGGACCAUCUCAAUGGUUGAAUCGAGUCGGACUGGACAGGCUCUUGUGGUCGUGGACUCUCAGAACGGUGUCCACGUGUAUUCUGUUGAAACUGCGCGUAGCCCAACUCAAGUGUGAGUAGCGUACGUCCACUGUUGCAUGAGCAGACAACAUCCUCGACGACAAUAUCAACCCCAACGGUCAUCAAAUUGCACCAGUCCUUCCAGUCAGCCCUUAAGUUCGACUUCUCUAUCGAGGGACAUUCAGUCUCGAACAACCGAUGAUUUCGACAUGACUCUGUGGCGAUCACUGUCUUUCUUCGGAAACAUGACGUAUGUUGAAAGGCGAGGUGGACUCGU
Molecule: messenger RNA, 2615 nt
Organism: Haliotis rufescens (red abalone)
Lineage: Eukaryota; Metazoa; Mollusca; Gastropoda; Lepetellida; Haliotidae
Product: E3 ubiquitin-protein ligase TRIM32-like
Exons: 2
Coding region: 208-2394 (728 amino acids)
Biological process (GO): positive regulation of DNA-templated transcription
Cellular component (GO): nucleoplasm; chromatin
Molecular function (GO): ubiquitin-protein transferase activity
Source: RefSeq, a predicted model, not a curated record